GGCCUUUAUAAGAGUGAUAUCGUCGAGAAGAAUCUGAUCGACGCUUUCGUACCAUUCCUUCCUUUGGAGAAAAAGCACAUAAAACUAUGUAUUAAUGAUUAUUUGAGGCAACACUACAACAAAUCGGAUCCAAUGGUAGAUCCGGGAGAAGAAUUCAUUAGAAAUGUGGCCAAUGAAUUGGAGUACUUCCCGCCCGACACUAAAUUAUAUUCAAAAACCGGUUGCAAAAGAGUGGGCAAUAAAGUGGAUGUUCUCAUGUGAUGUCACAUUCGGUGUAUAAUUUAUUAAAUAUUAUUUUUCAAUAUUAGUCAU
Medioppia subpectinata is the source of this 312-nucleotide messenger RNA. Lineage: Eukaryota; Metazoa; Arthropoda; Arachnida; Sarcoptiformes; Oppiidae. The record is from the annotation of a GenBank genome assembly.